GUGGAGAGUGUGUGUGGAUAAUCGAUUAUAUCGUUGUGUUUUGUUAUCGUUUGCAUUUUUUACGACCCACCAGUGUUUGUCUUCAGCAUAGGAUAUCAAGAAAUCUAUUGAUUGAGCAAAAUGUUUUGCCUUCUCUAUAGCGAUAUAUAGGGCAUUGGGUUGAAAUGGCUAAAUACGUCCCGACAACUACAUUUGUGUAAAGGGGAAGUAGCCUACGAUAUGUCAAACCGUAUUUAACUUCGUUCUCUUGUCUGGUGAACUAGACAUUAGUCAAGCCGGGGAGAACAGUUGUAGCGAGAUUAUCAUUGUUUUUCAAGGCAAUGUUUCGAUAUUGGAAGAAUUUAUAUAGAAAAUACACAUCGAAUAACGACCGAGGCGCUAGAAUGGACAACGCUGGGUUUUGCAACGAGACCUAUGAAAGCCUUCACAACCCGGCUAGCGAUGAUGAGUUGGUCGAUGUAGCGGGAGCCACGCUCGAUUUCUCCAGCACGGAGGACGUGCCACCUCUAGACACCGAAUACGGCUCAGGCUACGGUACUACCGGUUACUCUAAUGAUAUGACCGGUAACGGGGCUGGUAGUAACGGGAAGCUGAUGGACCUACUAGACGAGCCGGUACCGGGGGUAGGGACCUACGAAGACUUCAAUACCAUCGACUGGGUCAGAGAGAAGAGCAAGGACCGCGACCGCCACAGAGAGAUCACCAGUAAGAGUGAGCAGUCUACCUGGGACCUGCUCCACAGCAUCAGUGAUGCCUUCUCCGGCUGGCUCCUCAUGCUGCUCAUAGGACUCUUGUCAGGUGCUCUAGCAGGCUGUAUAGACAUCUCGGCUCACUGGUUAACAGACCUGAAGGAGGGUGUGUGUCUGUCUGGCUUCUGGUUCAACCAUGAACACUGCUGCUGGGGCUCUAACCAAACCACCUUUCAAGAGAGGGACAGGUGUCCACAGUGGCAGAGCUGGGCUGAACUGCUGGGUGGUAGCUCAGAGGGGGCAGCAGCGUACAUAGUCAACUACUUGAUGUUCAUGUUGUGCGCUCUACUGUUCUCCUUCCUGGCUGUCAUUCUGGUCCGGGCCUUCGCACCUUACGCCUGUGGAUCAGGAAUACCAGAGAUAAAGACCAUCCUCUCUGGGUUCAUCAUUAGAGGCUACCUGGGGAAAUGGACCCUAAUCAUCAAGACAAUUACCCUGGUCCUGGCUGUCUCUUCUGGUCUCAGUCUUGGCAAGGAAGGACCCCUGGUCCAUGUAGCAUGUUGCUGUGCCAACAUCCUCUGUCAUCUGUUCACAAAGUACCGACAGAACGAAGCAAAACGACGAGAGGUGUUAUCUGCAGCCGCAGCAGUGGGCGUGUCUGUGGCCUUUGGCGCACCUAUAGGAGGAGUGCUGUUCAGUCUGGAGGAGGUGAGCUACUACUUUCCUCUGAAGACUCUGUGGAGGUCGUUCUUCGCUGCGUUGGUGGCAGCCUUCACUCUCCGCUCCAUCAACCCGUUCGGUAACAGCCGACUGGUCCUGUUCUACGUAGAGUUCCAUACCCCCUGGCACAUGGUGGAGCUGGUCCCGUUCAUCCUGCUGGGCAUCUUCGGUGGCCUCUGGGGGGCGCUCUUCAUCAGGGCUAAUAUCGCCUGGUGCAGAAGACGUAAGACCACUCGUCUGGGCCACUACCCGGUGCUGGAGGUCUUGGUGGUAACUGGAAUCACAGCCCUCCUCUCCUUCCCUAACAGUUACACCAGGAUGAGUGGGUCAGAACUGAUCUCAGAACUGUUUAAUGACUGUUCUCUACUGGAUUCCUCACAGCUGUGUGACUACAACAGCUCUGAGAACAGGUCUGACUCUGGUGUGUUUACUGCCAGCCUCGCUGAUAGGGCGUUCAGUAACACACUCCCUGAUAGGCCAGCUGGACCAGGUGUGUACACAGCGCUAUGGCAACUGGCUCUGGCCCUCUUCUUCAAGAUGCUGGUCACUGUGGUUACCUUCGGCAUGAAGGUCCCUUCCGGUCUCUUCAUCCCCAGUAUGGCUGUAGGGGCGAUAGCAGGCAGACUGCUGGGAGUUGCCAUGGAACAGAUGGCGUUGAACCAUCAUGACUGGCUCAUCGUCAAGGGCUGGUGCUCAUCAGGGGCGGACUGUAUCACACCAGGGCUCUACGCUAUGGUGGGGGCGGCUGCAUGUCUAGGUGGUGUCACCCGUAUGACCAUAUCGCUGGUGGUCAUCAUGUUUGAGCUGACGGGCGGUCUGGAGUACAUUGUUCCUCUGAUGGCUGCGAUCAUGACCUCUAAGUGGGUAGCGGACGCGUUGGGGCGCGAGGGGAUCUACGAAGCCCACAUCAGACUCAACGGUUACCCCUUCCUGGAAACCAAAGAGGAGUAUGGGCACAAGACCCUGGCUCAGGAUGUGAUGCGCCCUAGGCAGUCGGACCCUCUCCUAGUCGUGCUCACUCAGGAGGGUAUGAGUGUAGGGGAGAUAGAAGGGGUGAUAGCAGACACUGACUACAGUGGGUUCCCCGUGGUGGUGUCACAGGAGUCUCAGAGACUAGUGGGCUUCGUACUGAGGAGGGACCUGGUCAUAUCUCUAGACAACGCCCGUAAGCGACAGGAGGGGGUGGUCAGUGCCUCGUUAGUGUUCUUCUUGGAACACGUGCCCCCCCAGCCCUUCUCCGGUCCCCCUGUCGUCAAACUACGAGGUAUCCUGGACCUUAGUCCCUUCACUGUGACAGACCACACCCCCAUGGCGAUAGCUGUGGACAUCUUCAGGAAGCUGGGACUCAGACAGUGUCUGGUUACACACAACGGGAGGUUGCUGGGAAUCAUCACUAAGAAAGACAUUCUGAAGCACAUGGCUCAGAUGUCCAACAGAGACCCAGACUCUAUCCUCUUCAACUGAGACCCAGACUCUAUCCUCUUCAACUGAGACCCAGACUCUGUCCUCUUCAACUGAGACCCAGACUCUGUCCUCUUCAACUGAAACCCAGACUCUGUCCUCUUCAACUGAGACCCAGACUCUGUCCUCUUCAACGGAGACCCAGACUCUG
Oncorhynchus mykiss (rainbow trout) is the source of this 3021-nucleotide messenger RNA. Its product is annotated as H(+)/Cl(-) exchange transporter 5. Gene Ontology annotation, molecular function: voltage-gated chloride channel activity. NCBI's taxonomy places the organism in Eukaryota, Metazoa, Chordata, Actinopteri, Salmoniformes, Salmonidae. The record is from RefSeq and is a predicted model, not a curated record. Gene Ontology annotation, biological process: transmembrane transport; chloride transport. Gene Ontology annotation, cellular component: early endosome; Golgi apparatus; plasma membrane.